AUGGAUACGCCUGACGACGUAAAUACAUUGAAAAUUCUUUUUGAAGAAGGAGAUGACGAUGACGUUUUGCUGUUAUAUUUGUCGGAAGAAGAAAGAAAAGGCCGUGAUCAAUUGUUCACAAAGAGAAGUACGGAAGGUUAUUAUGAAAUACUAAUCAACGGUCAUUUGAAAAAUAANGNACCGUUGCGCGGUCGGCGAACGCGAUCGACGAACUGGACGACCGCGUUCGCAUCGUCUCGGUUUAUCCCGAACGGUUUUACGCCGCGGUCGAGAGUAAUUCAUAACUCAUCGUUCAGUCGCACUUAAUAUUUUGACGUGCGGAGUACUCUAGUGGACGGUAUAAACGAACGCACUGUGAAUUUUUAAGCCACAAUGGAUACGCCUGACGACGUAAAUACAUUGAAAAUUCUUUUUGAAGAAGGAGAUGACGAUGACGUUUUGCUGUUAUAUUUGUCGGAAGAAGAAAGAAAAGGCCGUGAUCAAUUGUUCACAAAGAGAAGUACGGAAGGUUAUUAUGAAAUACUAAUCAACGGUCAUUUGAAAAAUAACGAAAUCGAAUUUCGAGAAUUUUUUAGAACGAACCGUAAUCAGUUUGAUUUUGUUUUAAAUUUAACAAGAGACGACCUAGCCUUAAAUCCGACUUUUUUUUUUUUUAUAAGGAAACCAAUAACUUCAUCUUCUACUUUGCUAAAUUCGGUCGUUGGAGCACUCAUCGUUGAAAGACACGACCAACGUCAACCAGCAGUCAAACAUAAAUGA
Messenger RNA from Cinara cedri, 759 nucleotides. The record is from the annotation of a GenBank genome assembly. Lineage: Eukaryota; Metazoa; Arthropoda; Insecta; Hemiptera; Aphididae.